Messenger RNA from Cyphellophora attinorum, 1266 nucleotides. RefSeq names its product Riboflavin transporter MCH5. The transcript has 5 exons. Bases 1 to 1266 code for a protein of 421 amino acids. The record is from RefSeq and is a predicted model, not a curated record. Gene Ontology annotation, cellular component: fungal-type vacuole membrane. Gene Ontology annotation, molecular function: transmembrane transporter activity. Gene Ontology annotation, biological process: transmembrane transport. NCBI's taxonomy places the organism in Eukaryota, Fungi, Ascomycota, Eurotiomycetes, Chaetothyriales, Cyphellophoraceae.
AUGCAGAACAGUGGUCGACCGGUCUCCAACGCAGGCGAAGCCGCAGAGAAGGCCAUCCUCAAAACCCAACAGGACCAUGGCAGUGGGGUUCCGACAAGCAGCGCCGCGCAGACAUCUCUAGACCCAGCGCUUGACCCAGCUUCGUUUCCAGACGGGGGUCUUCGAGCAUGGCUCACCGUGGGAGGAUGCUUCUGUGCCUGGUUCGUGUCAUUUGGGUGGAUGCAGUCCGUCGGUGUUUUCCAAGCAUACUACGAACGCAAAGAGCUUCGCACCUACAGCCACGACGAAAUCGCAUGGAUCACAUCUCUCGUAGCCUUCUGGCAGCUAGCUGGUGGACUCAUCGUUGGUCCGCUGACCGAUAGACUUGGUCCACGCAUCCCACUGAUCAUCGGCACAGUGAUGCACUCGGGUCUGCUCGCCGAUCGGCACGGCGUUGAUCUUCUACCAGCGAUCGCUUGCGUCGUGUCAUGGUUUCAUAAGAAGAGAGGGCUUGCUCUGGGGAUUGCGGCUGCUGGCUCAGGCGCCGCGUCGGUCAUCAUUCCACUGGUCGUAAGGUCCAUGAUUUUGGACCAGGGCUUUCCUUGGACGAUGAGGACGUGUGCGUUUCUCAUCCUCUUCAUGGGCACAAUCGCUUGUCUGACGUGCACGUCUCGUCUGCCGCCGACGCCGAAAGGGUCGCCCAAGGCUAUCGUGCUUGCGUCCCUGAAGGACAAGAAGUUCGUUUUCAUGGCAAUCUCUGGGCCGUUCAAUUACCUAGGCCAGUACUUGGUCUUCACCUUCAUCGUCACAACCGCCAUCUACCGAAAUGUUGACCCAGACUGGGCCUUCUACCUCGUCCCCAUCAGCAACGCAAGCGGCAUCUUCGGCCGCAUCAUCCUGGGCUACCUCGCCGACCGUACAGGCGCGAUCACUAUGUUCAACUACUCCUGUCUCCUCACAUUCCUGUCUGUUGCCUGCGUGUGGAUCCCAGUCUCUGGCAAAGCCGGCAGCAUCGUCUUCGCAUUGCUGUUUGGCUUUGGGUCUGGCGCAAUGUUGGCUAUGGGCGCGGCCGCGAUCGCUGCGGUCAGUGAUCCUAGGCAGAUUGGGAUUAGGACGGGGAUUGCUUAUGCGUUGGCUGGGGUUGUUACGCUGUUUGGUAGUCCUGCGGGUGGCGCGAUCAUCAAUAGUAGUGGAUACAGAGCUAUGCAGGCAUUUACGCAGCCUGCCUUGGAGUGUGUCUGGUGUUUACGCUAUAUGUCAGGUAUAUCGCUGGUGGGUGGGAUUUGA